Molecule: messenger RNA, 678 nt
Organism: Cannabis sativa
Lineage: Eukaryota; Viridiplantae; Streptophyta; Magnoliopsida; Rosales; Cannabaceae
Product: secreted RxLR effector protein 161-like
Exons: 1
Coding region: 1-678 (225 amino acids)
Molecular function (GO): nucleic acid binding
Source: RefSeq, a predicted model, not a curated record
AUGAAAGAGGUGCCAUAUGCUGAAGCUAUUGGUAGUGUCAUGUACACCAUGAUAAGCACAAGGCCAGAUAUAGCCUAUGCAGUGAGUGUUUUAAGUAGAUUUAUGUCCAAUCCUGGAGAAGAGCAUUGGAAAGGACUAAAGUGGCUAUUGAGAUAUCUAAAAGGCACUGCAAGCUAUGGUUUAAAAUUCAACAAAACUGGUUCUAAGAUGAAACUAGAAGGUUUUGUUGAUGCUGACUAUGCCAGCAACAGAGACACUAGAAAGUCUAUAACCAGCUACUGUUUUCAAUUAAAUGAAUGCUGCAUCAGUUGGAAAGUUCAGCUCCAACCAGUAGUAGCCUUAUCAACAACAGAAGCUGAGUUCAUGGCCACUACUGAAGCCUUCAAGGAGGCAGUAUGGCUAAAAGGAAUUUUGAGUGAAAUUCAAAUGAAGCUCAGAAAAGUGACUGUAUUUUCAGACAGUCAGUCUGCAAUUCAUCUUUGCAAAAAUCCAGUCUACCAUGAGAGGUCAAAAUACAUCGAUGUUAGAUUGUUUUGGAUCAGAGACAAGGUAGAAGAAGGAGAAGUUGAACUGAAAAAGAUUCCCAGUGAAGAAAACCCUGCAGAUGCAGGCACCAAGGUCUUAUCUGUUAGCAAAUUCAAGCAUUGCUUGGAUUUGCUUAACAUAACUUCUACCUGA